Verruconis gallopava is the source of this 2666-nucleotide messenger RNA. RefSeq lists its product as uncharacterized. Bases 712 to 1776 code for a protein of 354 amino acids. The record is from RefSeq and is a predicted model, not a curated record. The transcript has 2 exons. Lineage: Eukaryota; Fungi; Ascomycota; Dothideomycetes; Venturiales; Sympoventuriaceae.
CCUUCGUCCUCCAGCCCGAGAUCGUCGACGCUCGAGUUCUGGCGUCCCUCAUCCUCGCCUCGAGAUUAGAUUCGUGGGGCCUUUGCUUCUCUCGCGGUACUUUCAGUCAGAGCACCCUCUCCCGCCGCAAGCUCCUCCAUCACCACCACCACCACCACCACCACCACUACCACUACCAACCACGACCACAGCCACCAUCUUCAUCCCCAUCAGCCAGCUUUUGCAGCAGAAUUGGCCUUCUUCUCCCUGCGCUUGCUCGUCUUCUUUCCUGUCUUCGCUCUCAUCUCUUCUCGUCCUUUGCUCUCAGCGCAGCCAGGGUAGUGACCGUUCCGCUGCGGAGGGAACGCUAAGCUGCAUCUGGGCGAGAUAGCGACGGGACAAAGGCAGACCUCGGUGGGUCGCAACAAAGGACAGCCCACAACGCGUACGCUCUGGUGCGGUCGUUGGCAGUCGCUCUUUUGAUUUAAUUUCCUCCCCCUCAUCGUCUCUGCUCCAAAUCUGCUGCUCCGAUUCGCACAACCAGGCGCGACCGUCCACCGUCCGUCCGCAUCCCGCCUCUUCGUUGCCGGGGGUGGAACGAAAUCGAAGACGGCCAGGAAGACCGCAGCGUGAGCGGCGUCAUCCAGUCACCGGCAUCAACAAGGCGCCAUCGUAUAGCCCACGGCCAAUCGACCAAGGACGCUCGGCCACCGGGCAACCUCAUCAGCAGCGAUGCCGUUCUACCAGCCUCAGUACAGUUACUCCAACUCGAUUUCGAGCUUGCCUCAGGGUGGCAUACCGCAACCGCCAGCGCUGUCUCAGCCCCCGAUGCACCAGCACCAGCACCAGCAUCAGCAUCAGCCUGUUGUUCAGCAGCCUCCGCCGUCGUCGUCUGCUGCGACGUCGUCAGGUGUGCAGCUCGUCAAGGGAGGCAGACGAUACGAGCUGCGUGUCGUGCAGCAGCCCCAGCGGGCACGCAUGUGUGGCUUUGGCGACAAGGACCGGAGACCUAUCACGCCUCCGCCCUGCAUCAAGCUGAUAGUCACGGAUAUCCACACGAACCGGGAGAUAGACCCCAACGACAUUGACCCGACCUUCUUCGUGCUGUGCGUGGACCUCUGGGACGAGCGGGCAGCCAACGAAGUCAAUCUUGUCAGACACUCCAACGCGUCGCCCGCCGUGUCUAUCAGCGCGGCGACGCCGUGCCCAUACCCACCGCCGCCCGAGCGCCCGUACAUCGGCCUUCUGAAUCCGAGCCAGAUGGCCAACUACUAUGGCCAGCAGACCACCUCCAUGGCGUACAAUUCGCAUUACGAGCCUUACAUGAGCUCGACGCAGCCUGGCGCCGGCCAGGGCGUACCUCCGGCCUACAUCCAGGCUGCACAGACGCCCGUGUCCAUCGUGCCCAACCACAGCCAGGGCAUGUACACUCGCAAUCUGAUCGGCUCGCUCGCCGUCAACGCCGCCAAGCUCAACGACGACAAGAACAAGGUCGGCUUGUGGUUCGUGCUGCAGGACCUGAGCGUGCGUACCGAAGGUGUCUUCCGCCUACACAUGCGUUUCAUCGACGUAUCGUCCGACGACCCGAACGGCUCCACGACCUUGAACCACGAGCACGCCCCCGUGCUAGCGAGCUGCUACAGCGACUCCUUCCAGGUCUACUCUGCCAAGAAAUUCCCCGGCGUCGUCGAGAGCACGCCACUAUCUAGAGCGUUCGCCACGCAGGGCAUCAAGAUUCCCAUCCGCAAGGAUGCCAAGAUUGCCAACCAGGCCGAGUACGAUGCUGACGACAAGUGAUACUUUUUUUAUGGUUUAAUUUAGCCCCUUCCACGGGAUCUGACGGGGAAAAAAGUUAUCAAAUACCACUGCUGCUGUGCGGUGGACUGCACAUUAUUCAAACCAAGAUGCCUUGGGAAGUCGACUGCAUGACCAGGAUGGCAGCGCACGCCGUCACAUAUUUUUUUCACCACGCGAUACGCAGUCUAGGACACGAAACCGGCGGAACGGGAUUAUUCUACGCGGACAUCAUGGGAGGCAACAUCAAAGAAGAAGGGAAUUGAGAGCAGGGUGAGGAGAGGGAGGGCUUUGGAGCAUUCUUAGAACAAUUGUUUUCCUGUUUCUCUUCUUGUUUCACUUUCUUCUUUUCGCUCAUUUCUCUCUCUCUCUCUCUCUCCCCCUCUUCCCUCCUCGAGUCCCCGCUCACCUCAUUUUCCUCCCUGUACCCGGUAUUUCUUCACGGCGUUUUGGGCGUCUCGAAAGUCCUAUGUCCCAACACAAAAAAGGAGUGGGUGGCAUUAAUGCAUACAACUUCUGUUGCGUGACACUCCCUCCCUUAUUCCGUCUGUUCGUCCUGCUUGGAUGAGUUUUCUCAUCUGCGAGGAGGUGCAAAAAAUGGAGGGAGGAAACAGGUUAGUCCGGUGGGAACGGGGUGGCUUUCUAAAGACUCUCACGAUUUUCGGACUCGAUGUGAUUUCGCUUGGUUUCUGGUCGGUGGACGUCUUAAGGGAAAAGGAAAUCUGGUCGAUGCUGUGAUCUAGUUGCUAGUAUCUAUACAGAUUGGCAGUGUUUUUGUCCUGCCCUAAUUUCGCCGCCCGAAUCUCAAAAAGGCGUGGAAGAAGACAUCUCACACCAGUCGCCCAAGAUGUUGGCGACGUGGAUGCGCUGAAUGGCAAGUUGUUCUCCAUUCU